Messenger RNA from Ostertagia ostertagi, 378 nucleotides. The record is from the annotation of a GenBank genome assembly. NCBI's taxonomy places the organism in Eukaryota, Metazoa, Nematoda, Chromadorea, Rhabditida, Trichostrongylidae.
AUGAAUCGACUUGGUAUGAAUAUGGCAACGUUCGCAAUAGGAUCGAUACCCAUUCUCAUCGUUUCUAUUGUGGCGAUGGUAAAUUUGCGAAGUCUCAGUACAUUAGGUGAGGGUGAAAAAUCCCCGUGUAAAACGUACCGCAACGCACAUCUCUUUGUUGUAGUGGAACUUUUGGCCAGCAUAGCAGCCAUCGUCUGGUUAAUAGCGAUGAUCCUCGACCCAAUCAUAAAUACCGCUGCCGAUCGGAAAAUUAUGGCAAUGCUCCGAUCAUGGGGGUCCUACUUCUGUGGUCAUGUGAAACAAGUCCAGCGACGUAUCACAGAGAGUACCCGAGUCAGCAAAGAAGGGAGUAGCGAGGAACGAUCAACUGUCAAAUGA